UUGAUAGUAAUGGCAUACUUAUGCAUAAUCAUUAAAAAACUCAAAUAAUUUCCCCAGAAAACAUCUUGUCCAAGAACUGCACUACAAGUUCCACAAGACGUGUUUCCGUAAACUGUUAUACACGAUCUUUGGCUGCACUCUCAGUCACAUAGCCACAAGAUGGCGCUAGAAUACAGAUGUUCGGUAGUGUCUAUGUAAAUCUGCCUCAAUAGAUUAUCCCUGCAGCAGCACAAGAACAAAUUAGUAUUUGCUUAUGUAUUUUUGAAUAACGUGAACAACCAGAAACUAAUAACAAUAGGCUAUAUAUAUUUUUUAGUAAUUCUUUGUUAAUUUCAGGCAUUUGCUCCGGAACUUUUGUUCGUACUGUUUGCGGUGCCGCUACGACAGAAUUCGUUGACGGACUGUACACAAACCAACGCGUGUGAACCAACUGAUUCUCAGGAUAAAUGUAGAUAUUAGUUGAUUACUUUGCUUUAUUACCCGACUAAAUUAAAUAUUGGUGUUUGUGUAACUAACGGCAUACCUAUAUAUAAACGCAUGAAGUAAACUGGUUUCCAAGAAGUAGCUGGUUACUGUAGCUGCAUUGGACUAAUACAUGACAUCCAAGUGAGCCCGCUCAUGCUGUUUGGAAAGGCCUGCAGAUUUGGUGGACGUGUCAGGUUUUGUGUUGUCAAACCUUUGGCCUGUCUCUUUAGCAGUUCCAGCAACAUGGCCAAGAGCAAAUUUGAGUAUGUCCGCAACUUUGAAACAGAUGACACUUGUCUACGAAACUGCUACAUUGUUGUGAGACUGGAUGGCCGCAACUUCCAUAAGUUUACAGAGCAGCACAAGUUUUCAAAGCCCAAUGAUAACAGGGCCUUGGGCCUGAUGACCCGGAGUGCACACUCUGUCAUGGAAGAACUAGAGGAUAUUGUCAUUGCUUAUGGUCAAAGUGAUGAGUUCAGCUUUGUUUUCAAGAGGACCUCCAACUGGUUUAAGAGGAGAGCCAGUAAGCUCAUGACCCAUGUGGCCUCUCAGUUCUCCUCCUCGUAUGUGUUUUACUGGAAGGAGUUUUUUGGGGAGCAACAACCCCUAUUGUACCCCCCUAGCUUUGAUGGACGCGUGGUCCUGUAUCCUAGCAACCGCAACCUCCGGGACUACCUCAGCUGGAGGCAAGCAGAUUGUCACAUAAAUAAUUUGUACAACACAGUGUUUUGGACUUUGGUACAAAAGGGCGGACUGACCACAGCGCAGGCAGAGGAUCGCUUAAAGGGAACGUUAGCUUCAGACAAAAAUGAGAUCCUGUUCUCUGAGUUUGAUAUCAACUACAACACUGAAUCUGCUCUCCACAGGAAAGGCACCACUCUCAUCUGGGAAAAGCGAGAUGAAACUGUCACUAAACGCAUGAAGCGACCAAACGAAGAGGAGAAGGACGUGGCCGUGACUCGCAGCAGGAGGAGGGUGCAGGCCAAGCACUGCGACAUUAUAGGAGAGCCGUUCUGGGAGGAACACCCCGACAUCCUGGAGGACGACAACUGCUAACGGCUCCUGUGCUGCCGUCGGAGAGAAAUACUGAACUGAGUGAAACUAGAACAGUUGAAGUGGAUCCAUACAAGCAGUGGAUAUUACAGCUUGACUGAAUUAGAUGAACAUCAAACAACAUGUUACCCAUGAAGCUUAUUGCCCUUGAAAUCCUUUCUGAGACUGAAGCCUUUGAUGACAUAGUCUUACUUUCACGUAUCAAACUUCUAUCAUAAUGUUCCCUUUUAAAGUCGGACGUUUUCUGCUUAAAUGGAUGAUGAUGCCUGUCAUGUUCAAAGGGAAGCAGAUGAUUUCUUAAAUCUUUUAGCAGCGGGUAUUGAGUACACACACCGCACUUUGAUACUGCCCCAGACAUCUUCCCACCCCGAGUUUAGUGCACGUAGCUCUCCUGAAGUUGCUUUUCCAACAAUAUAUCUUCAUUUAACAUUAAAAGACCACCAUCACUUCAUGCUUCA
Cottoperca gobio is the source of this 1976-nucleotide messenger RNA. It is a transcript of the gene thg1l, whose product is annotated as tRNA-histidine guanylyltransferase 1-like. NCBI's taxonomy places the organism in Eukaryota, Metazoa, Chordata, Actinopteri, Perciformes, Bovichtidae. The transcript has 7 exons. Gene Ontology annotation, molecular function: magnesium ion binding; tRNA guanylyltransferase activity. The record is from RefSeq and is a predicted model, not a curated record. Gene Ontology annotation, biological process: tRNA modification. The coding region runs from base 619 to 1521 and encodes 300 amino acids.